Aspergillus uvarum CBS 121591 is the source of this 1074-nucleotide messenger RNA. RefSeq names its product DNA/RNA non-specific endonuclease. Gene Ontology annotation, molecular function: metal ion binding; single-stranded DNA endonuclease activity; RNA endonuclease activity. Gene Ontology annotation, biological process: apoptotic DNA fragmentation. Gene Ontology annotation, cellular component: mitochondrial inner membrane; nucleus. The transcript has a single exon. The coding region runs from base 1 to 1074 and encodes 357 amino acids. The record is from RefSeq and is a predicted model, not a curated record. Lineage: Eukaryota; Fungi; Ascomycota; Eurotiomycetes; Eurotiales; Aspergillaceae.
AUGUCCAAAUCCAAGCUCGCCAACAUCGCGACAAUCGCCAUCCCCAGCGCCGUCGUCGCCGCGGGGCUGACCAAACUCGUCGACCAGCAGACCGAAAAGCCACAGCACGCCCUCCAGGACGGCAUCACCUCCCUUCAACCAGAUCAAACGCCAGGCCUGGUAAUCCUCCCCAAAGCCCUCCCCACCAGCACGAUACCGCUGAGUCCCAAACUCCUCUCACCCCCCAACCCCCCCGUCAACCCGACCGGAAUCCUGAAAUACGGCCACCCCGGCCCAGUGAACGACGAGCUCAGCACCGUCUGCCUGUAUGGGGCGUACGACCGGCGCACGCGCAAUCCCAUCUGGGUCGCGGAGCACAUGACGCCGGCCUCGCUCGCCAACGCGCCGGGCAAGCGCCGCGACAAUUUCCGCGAGGACCCCAGUAUCCCCGCCGCGUUCCGGGCCAAGAUCAAGGACUACAGCGGUAGCGGGUACGACCGCGGCCACCAGGCGCCCGCCGACCCGGCGCGCUGGUCGCAGCAGGCCGUUGACGAGACCUUCCGCAUGUCCAACAUGUGUCCGCAGGUCGGGGUGGGGUUCAACCGCCACUACUGGAAGGACUUCGAGGCCUUCUGCAAGAACCUGACCACCCGCUACCCGUCCGUCCGGGUGAUUACGGGCCCCCUGUAUCUGCCGCGGAGGGAUGAGGAUGGGAAAUGGCGGGUUAGUUAUGAGGUUAUUGGGUCGCCGACGCCGAAGGUGGCGGUGCCCACGCACUUCUUUAAGUUGAUUCUUGGGGAGGAGGAGGAAGAGCACCAUGGUGGUGGUGGUGGUGGGGACGGUCUGCUUGGGGGCAAGGUGGCGGUGGGCGCGUUCGUGCUGCCCAAUGGGGCGAUUAGCGGUGAUAAACCCUUGGCGGAUUUUGAGGUCGAGCUGGAUGUGCUGGAGCAGGCGACUGGCUUGGAGUUUAUCGAGAAGUUGAAGUCGACUGCCCGGCGAAAGCUGUGUGAAGAGGUCAAGUGUGACCUGGGGGUCAAGGAUUUUGGUAAUGCGGUGGAGGAGAUUACAGAUAUGCUGGGUAAAGCGAAGCUGUAA